Colletotrichum navitas is the source of this 711-nucleotide messenger RNA. RefSeq lists its product as uncharacterized. The record is from RefSeq and is a predicted model, not a curated record. Bases 1 to 711 code for a protein of 236 amino acids. The transcript is spliced from 2 exons. NCBI's taxonomy places the organism in Eukaryota, Fungi, Ascomycota, Sordariomycetes, Glomerellales, Glomerellaceae.
AUGGCGAAGAAGGGCAAGGAAAAGAGGAUCAAGGAUCCUAGAGACAUCCCUCUGGCACAGCCGGACCGGUCUGGUCCCAGCGAAGCCACCCUGCUCCAGCUCGCCCAGGAGAGAGGUCUCUUCAAACAGGCCGACCAGGAUCCGAGGAACAAGAACGUGCCCAAGGGCGCCGUCCGCAUCGACAGGCCCAGCAAAGAGCAUAGCAGCGAUGAUGAAGAGGACGACGACGACGACGACGACGACGAUGAAGCCAAGCUGUCCCCAGCCAUGGAACGCGUCAUGGACACUCUACUGUGGACAGUGAGUCUCGCCAUGGUCCACGGCACACUUGAUGUGCUGGUCCAGAACCAGUACGCCAAGGAGAUCGAGUAUCCCGUCGUCAUCGGCCGUACGCUGGCUGCCUUCCUGGUCCUCUCCUUCCUCUUCUACAACCUACACGCCCACCCUACCAGCCCGAACCUCGUCCCGGGACUCCCGCUGCGCUUCCAGCAUCCCAUCCGCCAGGCUGUUUUCUUCGUGGCCGGCACCUGGGCCGGGUGCCACCUGAUAUACAUCACCAACAAGUUCAGCUACCUGUACGUCCUCAAGCAGGCGCCGACGCUGGGCUGCGUAUGGAUCUGGUCCGUCCUCGAGCUCGAUCUGCCCGUCGCCGUCGCCAGCCUGGCCACGGCCGGAGCGUACAUGCUGCAAGGGGGAUACGCCAUCAAAUGA